GACGAAGCGAUCGAUCACCAGUUCAAUCCAAGAUGGCGGGGACAGCGAAAAAGACUGAUUUGGGAUUAUUGGAAGAAGACGACGAGUUUGAGGAGUUUCCCGCCGAAGAAUGGACAGCUGUAGAUGAAGACCAGGCUGACAUGCAUGUGUGGGAAGACAACUGGGAUGAUGAUACUGUUGAAGAUGAUUUCUCUAAUCAGUUGAGGGCAGAAUUGGAAAAGCAUGGACACCAAGUGGACCAACCAGAGCCAAUGAAAACAUGACCUUUUCUUACACUGGACUCAAUCGCUUCUAGUUUCUGAACUUUUCUUUUCCUUGUUAAUUCUUUUUACAUGUACACAGUGUAAAAGAUGUAAGAUAAGUAUAAGAAUUCUUUUAAACAAAAUUCUUGUUCUUGGGACAUUUAACUAAAAUAAAAUGUACUUGGUUGGCUAA
This is a messenger RNA of Orbicella faveolata, 435 nucleotides long. RefSeq names its product 26S proteasome complex subunit SEM1-like. Gene Ontology annotation, biological process: proteasome assembly; double-strand break repair via homologous recombination; mRNA export from nucleus. The record is from RefSeq and is a predicted model, not a curated record. Gene Ontology annotation, cellular component: proteasome regulatory particle, lid subcomplex; proteasome complex. NCBI's taxonomy places the organism in Eukaryota, Metazoa, Cnidaria, Anthozoa, Scleractinia, Merulinidae.